AUAGUCUAUAUUAUUUGCUCUUUCCAUUACAUAUAUUCUCCAUCUUCUUUGUAACUUCUUGCUUCAUUUUUGUAUAUAUCUGAAACUUCAUCCCAUUGUUGUCACCGGCGAAUAUUUCUGUUUCUUUAAUGCAGCUGUAUUUAUGGUGAUUUGAUUAUAUAUAUCUUCAAGAUUUGCAAAAGGGUAUUCAAAAAUAGCAAAAACGAAGGGUCUUGUGGAAGCCAUUUUGAGUAUUUGGAGACGGGUUUAACUCAGUUGCUGCUAUUUUUGAUAUCCAUUUUGAGGUAUGAUUUCUUGAAAAGAGAAGAAAGUAGAAGAGAGUGCAGGAGAAGGAUGUUGACGUGUAUCACGUGUAAGCAAAAGAUAGAAGAUGAUGGAGGUGAAGAAGGACCUCGUGGCCGUGCUACUCCCAAUACUAAAGAAUCCAUUAAAAGCCUCACUGCACAGAUCAAGGAUAUUGCUUUAAAGGUCUCUUGUGCUUAUAAAUGCAAGUCUAGCACACCAACAAGUACUUACAGGAAAGGGCAUAGACCAUAUCCUGAUUUUGAUUCAAUAUCAGAAGGAGUUCCAUAUCCUUAUCAACCAGCAAGUUCAAGUUCUACUCCAGCUUGGGAUUUUACAAGUGCUGGAAAUUUAAGGACUCCUAGGCCUGAUCCAAGAUUUGCUAGAGGAUUUAGUGGUGCUGGUGGUGGUGUAGAAUCUAUUUCUCAGUCUGGUAGUGAUGUUGUGGUGGAAGAUGAUGGGCAAAAAGAGUGGACAGCACAGGUUGAGCCUGGUGUUCAGAUCACUUUUGUUUCUCUCCCUAAUGGCGGAAAUGAUCUUAAACGAAUCCGAUUUAGUCGGGACAUGUUCAACAAAUGGCAAGCUCAAAGAUGGUGGGGUGAGAAUUAUGACCGAAUUAUGGAGCUUUAUAACGUUCAGAGAUUCAAUAAACAAGCUCUUAACACACCUGGAAGGUCUGAGGAUGGAAGAGAUUCUAAUUAUUCGAGGCUUGGAUCGGCGAUGGAGAGCCCUAUGAUGACUCCUGCAACAAAUAAGGACUGGAAUCCAAGCAAUUACCAUAAACCAUCUGGACCAACUGGUUUCCCAAAGGGUGACAUGUCAUACAUGGACGCGUCAAGGACAACCACUGACUCUAGAGAUGAAGCUUCACUUUCUGUUAGUAAUGCCAGUGAAAUGGAGUCGGAAUGGGUAGAACAAGACGAGCCUGGAGUGUAUAUAACCAUCAGACAACUAGUUGAUGGCACUAGAGAGCUACGGCGUGUUAGAUUCAGUCGAGAGAAGUUCGGGGAGGUGCAUGCGAAACAGUGGUGGGAACAGAACAGAGAGAGAAUACAAACUCAAUACCUUUAAAUCAACAAAUUUCUAUCCACAGAACAGAAGAAUUAUUCCAUGGAAAAGGAACAAUUUUGCCUCUUGAGUUUGAUGAAGCUGAAACAGAGAUCAUUACAAGAUACUUGUAGUUGAAGUAUUUUCAUAGUAGUUCUGAUGGAAUGGCUCCACUCUGCAGAACAAACUCACGUUGACCAAUUUAGCAUUUUUCAUGGCAUUUCUUGAUCUCUAGUUAUACAUGAUCUUGCAAAUUCUCUCAUGAAUAUCCUUUUCUUUAAAGGUUUCAAGUUGUUUUCCUUGUAACUAAUCUUUCUAGAAAAUUUAAUUGAACCAAAUGCUAGAUGAUGCAAAACAUUGUUUUACUCACUACGUUGUCAA
This is a messenger RNA of Lycium ferocissimum, 1710 nucleotides long. Its product is annotated as protein BREVIS RADIX-like. The record is from RefSeq and is a predicted model, not a curated record. The transcript has 6 exons. The coding region runs from base 334 to 1353 and encodes 339 amino acids. NCBI's taxonomy places the organism in Eukaryota, Viridiplantae, Streptophyta, Magnoliopsida, Solanales, Solanaceae.